AGAACACUGGAAACUUGACCUCUCGAAUGCUACAUUAGACAACGACGAGUCUUGACAAGACACCGCAUCGCAAGAAUGGCCCCAACUCAACCACGUACUCUCGAGGGCAAAGUCGCCAUCGUAACAGGUGGCUCACGCGGUAUAGGCUACGCCAUCGCCUACGAUCUCGCAGCUCGAGGCGCAAAAGUCGCCAUAACAUACACCUCCGAUAAGUCCAAGCAAGGCGUCGACGAACUCAUCUCCCGCAUCAAAUCCGAAUGCAAGACCGAAGCCAUAGAAGUUCAAUGCAACCUCGGCGAAACUUCAGCUCCCAAGCUGAUUGUGGAUGCAACUGUUAAGGCCUUUGGCCAGAACAUUGAUAUCCUGGUCAAUAAUGCUGCUGUCAUUAGCGAUAAAAGGAUCUCCGAGAUUACGCCAGAACAUUUCGAUGAAGUCAUGCAUCUCAAUGCUCGAGCGCCUUUACUCAUGGUUCAAGCUGUUCUUCCACAUCUUCGAGCACCUGGUCGGAUCAUCAACAUCUCUUCGGUAGGAGCUCGAGCUGGAUAUCCUGCGGUGGGAGUCUACAGUGCCUCGAAAGCUGCGUUGGAAGGUUUCACUCGGAAUUGGGCUGCAGAACUGGGCAAAGAUGGGACGACUGUCAAUGCGGUCAAUCCUGGACCGAUUGAGACGGAGAUGUUGAAGCAGGUUGCGGAGGAAACUGUGAGGCCGCAGAAGGAGGCUACGCUUGUUGAGCAGAGGGCGGGAUUGCCGGAGGAGGUUGCGGAGAUUGUGGGAUUUUUGGCUGAGCCGAGGAGUAGUUGGGUUAGUGGGCAGUGUAUUAGUGCUAGUGGCGGGUAUCAGACGUAUUAG
This is a messenger RNA of Cercospora beticola, 849 nucleotides long. RefSeq names its product SDR family NAD(P)-dependent oxidoreductase. Gene Ontology annotation, molecular function: oxidoreductase activity. NCBI's taxonomy places the organism in Eukaryota, Fungi, Ascomycota, Dothideomycetes, Mycosphaerellales, Mycosphaerellaceae. The record is from RefSeq and is a predicted model, not a curated record.